Molecule: messenger RNA, 552 nt
Organism: Symbiodinium pilosum
Lineage: Eukaryota; Dinophyceae; Suessiales; Symbiodiniaceae
Source: the annotation of a GenBank genome assembly
GUGAAGGCCCUGUUGGACCAGAACAACCUACCCACAGAUUUGCAGCUGCACCGCUACAUGCGGGAACUUGUCAAAGCACUGGCCAUCCUGAUAGCUGGCGCCCCGGAAGGCCUGCGGAGAGAGGUGAUGAAGCCCUUCGAGGGGGUCUGGGAGUUCCAGGACAACGCGCCAUUAGCCGCACCAUUGAAGGUCGAGCAUUUGGUCUUCGUGCUGGAGUCCUUGGAAUCGCUUCUGCUGGCAGGCCGCGAAGUGAUGGGAGAAGUGGCCGUGCGGGAGAUCAACUACGAUGCCAGGCGGCUCAUUGCAAGGACACCCUUGGCCAAGGCUCGGGACUUGACGCUCAAUGCGCAGCUCAUUCGUGGGGUGGAGGUCCACUUCUCCAUGCGCUUGGCAGAUGACAGGAGCCACCACAUCUUCGCGUGGUGGUUCCGCUAUGGCGACCGCAACGUGCACGAGACCGUGCUGUACUGGGACGAACAUUUCGAGUAUGGCGACUCGGACGACAUGAGUGACGGUGAUGUGGAUGAGCAGGCAUGCCCGAGCCCUACGUGA